AAAGAGGCGAGGAAAGACAAUUCAACAAACUCAAACAAAACUUGCAAUUUAAUUCCCUACAAUGGGCGGCAAUCAUAGAGGAGUUAAAUAAGAGGACACAUAAGACUGGCUACACACCUAUUAAGAUCCACCAUAAAUUUGACUGUCUCAAAAAAGAGUACAGGCUAUUCAAAGACCUGACCGAGCGAAGUGGGUUGGGUUGGGACCCAGUUAGUCAAACAGUCACUACAUUGAUGGAAGUGUGGCUAACGUAUUUGCAAGCAAAUAAGGAUGCCGGAAAAUUUAUUGGUAAAGGGCUUGACCAUUUUGACCUCUUGAACGAGCUUUUGGAAGGCUCGUUGGCCACAGGUGUUUUUGGCCAACCCAACCCCCUAGGGGCCCCCUCAUUAGAGCAGGAGCAAGCAUUGAGGAAUCAAGGAAAGGCCAUAAAGAGAAGUGAUAGCAUGUCGGUUGAUUUCAGAAAGCGAAUGGUUGAUGGAAGUGAUGGAACAAGCAAUAAGUCAAUGCGAUGUGAACAAAAAGAGGCUUAUGAUGGGGUGGCUUUCGCAAACCAAAAAAAGGGAGAGUAUUUUGAGACCUUGACACAACAACGUCUUGAGGCAAAAAUUACUUUAUUGAGGCUUGUCUUGAAUGAAUGAACCCACUAAAACCCUUUGUUAGUGAAACUGCCUUUUAUAAGGCAUAUGACAAGCUUCUUGAGGGAGUUAAUUAUAGGGAAGGCUUUAUAAAGCUGACUCUAGAUGGAAGGAUGGGUUGGAUCAACCGCUUCGGAUCUGAGAACUGAUAGGAAGAGAUGGGGAGGUCAAGUAAUGGUUUGUGAACCUAAUGCAUGUUUUAUGAACUUAGGUAGAGAGUCCAUGAGUUUGUUUUAAAUUCAAGUAGUAUGGAAGAGAUGU
Messenger RNA from Rhododendron vialii, 896 nucleotides. RefSeq lists its product as uncharacterized. Bases 234 to 638 code for a protein of 134 amino acids. The transcript is spliced from 2 exons. The record is from RefSeq and is a predicted model, not a curated record. NCBI's taxonomy places the organism in Eukaryota, Viridiplantae, Streptophyta, Magnoliopsida, Ericales, Ericaceae.